AUGUCUAGUGGGAAUAGAGGCGGUGGAAGAGGUGGCCGUGGCAAUUAUGGACCUCGGGGAGGCAGCGGCAGUUUCCGAGGCGAUAGAGGCGGACGUGGUGGACGUGGUGGAGGUGGAAGAGGAGGGUAUGGAGGGCCGACUGGCAGUGGUCAACAAACUAUCCAGGUCUUUCCCAACUCUCAAGGCCAAAACCCCCAGGUUACAAAGGUCGAAGAUGCAUUGCACCCAGCAACAAAGCACAAGCUCGAUCUUAGUAGCCUGAAGCUAACCGAAGGCUUUCCCGGCCGCCCGGGGUAUGGCACCCGGGGCACCAAGGUUGAACUCACGGCAAACUACGUCGAAUUAUUGCCGCCGUCGAACAUGACCCUACAUCGAUACGAUAUACAGAUCAGCCCAGUAGCUGCUGGUAAGAAGCAUUUCCGGGUUGUGCAGCUACUGCUCCAGGCGCCGGAAUUGGCCCCUCUACAGGGCGAUAUUGCAACAGAUUUCAGGUCUACUCUCGUCUCCAAAACUAAGCUUUUUCAGGACGAGGUCCUCGUUGAGGUCCCCUAUCGCUCAGAAGGUGAAGACGAACCGACUGCUAGGGCUACCAUAUAUAAUGUUCGCGUCCAGUAUACGAAAACUUUAAAUAUCGGCGAGUUGGUCAACUACCUGAACUCAACAAGCCUCAGCCAGUCAUUGCUAGAUAAGCAGGAGUUGACGCAGGCUCUGAAUAUCUUUCUGAACCACUACGCCAAAUCCUCAAAGAACCUUGUCACAAUUGGAUCGACAAAGAGCUUUUCUCUCAGCAGCGACGCAGCAAGAGGAGACAUCGGCUCCGGCUUGGAAAUCAUUCGAGGCUUCUUUUCGAGCGUGCGCGUAGCGACUUGUCGCAUUCUCGUCAACAUCAACGUCAGCCAUGGAGCAUUUUACCAUGCUGUUCCUUUACCGGGGCUCAUGAAAAGUUACGGACUUCGCAGCACCGUCAUGUUGGAAAGGUUUCUCAAAUUGGUUCGGAUACAGACUAUGCAUCUUCCCGAGAAGCGUAACAAAGCCAACGAAGUUGUUCCCCGCGUCAAGACUAUCUUCGGGCUGGCUAGGAAGGACGAUGGACAUGGCUUGGCCCACCCACCGCGCGUUAGACAGCACGGGGCAGGUGCCAAAGAUGUGGAGUUCUGGCUCGAUGGUGAAGCCAGCUCCUCUAGCGCACCUAAGCCGGUAGCCAAGGGAGGCGCGAAAGGGAAGGGCAAAGGGAAGGGUAAGGCCCAGGCAGAGGGCUCAGCCGCUUCUACCACUGGGAGGUAUAUUACUGUGUUUGACUUUUUCAGGAUAACAUACAAUCGAGUUCUACAAGACCCCCAGCUUCCGUUGGUUAACUGUGGCAACCGGGACAAUCCGAUGUAUCUCCCAGCUGAGGUCUGCCUUGUCCUCCCGGGUCAGACUUCCAAGUCGAAACUUGACAGCGCUCAAGCGCAGCAUAUGAUUCGCCACGCUGUUCGAAAGCCGUGGGAAAAUGCGGCCGCGAUUGUUAGGGAGGGUGUGCAGACUGUUGGUCUAGAUGAGAACGCCAAUGUACUUUUGCGUUCUUUUGGCCUGAAAAUCACACCGGGACUUAUCAAAGUCCCAGGUCGCAUCCUUUUUGGUCCAAAGGUUAUCUACAAGAACAACAAGGCUGCUGGUCUCCGCUUCGGUAGUUGGAAUAUGUCGGAUAUUAAAUUUAACAUUGGCGCGUCACUUGCUAAAUGGUCAUACCUGAUGGUCUCUAUUCCUGGGAUACGCGACUCUUUCGAUCAGCAAAGCCUGCGGGCCGUUAUGGAUGAGUUCCAUGCCGCCCUGCAGAAAAUUGGCGUCAACGCAGCUCAACCGUUUCCAGGUCAACGCCUCCAACUUCAACAUCCAGACGAUCCCGCGCUCGACUCAGCUUUACAGCGUGCCGCUGGAGCUUUAGAUCUGCUUUUCAUCAUCCUGCCCGGAGCAAACAUACCAUUAUACAAGCGCAUCAAGACGAUCGCCGACAAGAACUAUGGUAUCCACACUAUCUGCUCGGUGGGUUCCAAACUAGCGAAAGACCGCGGCCGCGACCAAUAUAUGGCCAAUGUCGCUUUGAAGUUCAAUCUCAAGCUCGGCGGCAUCAAUCAGAUGGUGGAGAACAAGAAUCUCGGUAUCAUCGACCAGAACAAGACGAUGAUUGUCGGCAUCGACGUCACGCAUCCUUCACCUGGCUCGUCUUCCAACGCGCCUUCUGUCUCUGCAAUGGUGGCCUCCAUUGACAAGUUCCUAGGCCAAUGGCCCGCAACCUUGCGCAUACAGCGCGCGAGACAGGAAAGCGUAGACGAUCUCACAGAGAUGCUUAAAUCUCGCCUUGGACUCUGGAAGACCAAGGGCAAACACGCCGCUCUCCCAGAGAAUAUUCUCAUUUACCGUGACGGAGUCUCCGAAGGCCAAUAUGACAUGGUCCUCUCGCAAGAGUUUCCUCAACUCCGCCGCGCAUGCGAACAGAUGUACCCAGCAGCUGACACCAAAAAAGGCCUUCCGCGCUUCACUAUUAUAGUCUGCGGCAAGCGGCACAAAACGCGAUUCUAUCCCAUUACCGAGCAAGACUGCGAUAGGUCUGGCAAUACUAAACCCGGUACCGUCGUUGACCGCGGAGUGACUGAAGCGCGGAACUGGGAUUUCUUCCUGCAGGCACACGCUGCACUUCAAGGGACUGCACGCCCAUGUCACUAUUACAUCGUGCAUGAUGAGAUAUUCCGGCAGAUCUAUGCGAAGUCGAUUCCACUUCCGUUCCAGAGCAUCGCCGAUAUCGUUGAGGAUCUCACACACAAUAUGUGCUACCUGUUCGGCCGCGCCACCAAGGCUGUUAGUCUAUGCCCCCAGCGUACUAUGCUGACCUCGCGUGCGAGCGCGCGCGGUGCUAUUUGGCGAGUCUUUUGA
This is a messenger RNA of Fusarium poae, 2913 nucleotides long. RefSeq lists its product as uncharacterized. The transcript is spliced from 4 exons. The record is from RefSeq and is a predicted model, not a curated record. Lineage: Eukaryota; Fungi; Ascomycota; Sordariomycetes; Hypocreales; Nectriaceae. Gene Ontology annotation, molecular function: protein binding; RNA binding. Bases 1 to 2913 code for a protein of 970 amino acids.